Symbiodinium sp. CCMP2592 is the source of this 846-nucleotide messenger RNA. The record is from the annotation of a GenBank genome assembly. NCBI's taxonomy places the organism in Eukaryota, Dinophyceae, Suessiales, Symbiodiniaceae.
AUGUCAUUGCAGGAGGCAGUUCAGCAUGCACCCCAGGGGUCUGCAGAUCAACAACCACAGGUGAGCGUGAAUGAUGUGACUCAGCUUGCAGCUCUCGUGCAGGCUGCUUCGAGUGCAGCUGCUAGUGCUGCCAGUGCUGUAGCGCGCAUGCAAGAGCAGAAUGAUCGCGGUGGUGAGCGUCAGUACUCAGGGUACACGGAUGCAUCAAAGGUCUUGAAAUAUCCUGAAGGCUUCGGUGGAGGUGAUUCUCACGAGGCCGACCUUGCUCGCUGGCAGGAGUUUUCGCAUGGAUUCAGGUCGUGGAUCUUGUAUGCUGAGCCAGCUUUUGAGAGUGAGCUGGAUAUGAUUGAGAAACAUCCCGAUGUUGUGAUCACAUUGAGUGAGAUGGCUCGCGCCACUGGUGUGCGUGCCCGCAGGCUCUAUGCGAUCAUGUCAGGUUUGCUGAGAGGCAGGCCACUAAUGAUGCUCCGAGCUGUAGAAGAGCAUAAUGGGUUUGAGCUUUGGCAUCAACUCAUUGGGGUUUACGCCCCCCGCACACGUGCUCGUUCCCUCGCGCUCUUGAGUGCGUACAUGGGCUAUCCAGGAUUCGUGAAGGAGCGCAGCAUCCGCGAGCAAGUGAACUCCUUGGAACGCAUCUCUGAGGAGUACCAGAAGGAUCAGGAUAGGCAGAUGGCCAUCCACCGAAGCGAGCGUGCGAUCCUGUUCAUUCACUCUUUGGUGGUGCCAUUGGUUGACAAGGGCUUGCAGCGUGACCUGGCCUGCCGCGGCUACGGUCGUCAGAGAGGCGGUAAGAAGCAGCGGCAACAUCCGCCCAGCUUCCACAACCUGAGAGGCUUGACCGGAUGA